GGGAAAAUCGUGGCGCAACCAAAGACGGUCUAGCUAGCUAGUCUCUUUGGUGCAACUUAACAAGCUUUUAAUAUUUUACCAUUACCAUUAGAUAAAUAAAUUCCCUUUUCUUCUAAGUAUCUGCUAUAUCUAAAAAAAGAAAAAUGUUUUACUACCCAGAUGUACUCCAUCGCCAUACUGGAUGUUUUGCCACAAUCUGGUUGGCAGCCACCAAAGGUAUCAGGAUCACUCGCAGAGAGCUUCUCAAAGUCAAUGUCAAGCGAACAUGCGGAGACAUUUUGGACUAUGUGACAGCUAAGGUUCUUCCACCGCAACAAAACCUACCGAAGCCUCGGUUCUCUCUCUACCUGUCAUCUCAGCUGCAGUAUGGAGUGAUUGUAGUCUACCACAGGCAGUGUGGCUUCCUGCUAGCGGAGGUUCAACAGACCAUUGACCGCCUGCUGCGCUCUAAAAAAUGCAUAAAUAUCGACAUGGCUGAGUCUGACAGGUUGGCCUUGAAUGUGCCUGACAGCCUGUACAUGAUGGAGGAGGCUGAGGGAGCUCAGGACCCCUUCUUCGGCCUCAUGGCAUCACACCAGCUGCCCAGCCCCUAUAAAACACACCAGCAAAUGUUGGCGAUUGGAGAGGCAGGUUCACAGCACUCCCUGGUGCCCAGCUCCUACACUUCACUUGACACAGAGGGUUUCAGGUCGCCUCCAGCUGCCAUCUCCCUGAGAGAGAAGGAGCAGUUUGUCAUCACAGCUGCUGAGUAUUUUGAGGGAGAUGACCUUCCUGAAGCUACAGCCAGAGAGAUUGACUUGUUGAUGGAUCAGCCAGACCAGUUCCGUGGAGAAGGGGAGGAUCGGCAGACAGACCUGGGAGCCAUGUCCUCUAUUGAUCUGCUGAAGGAGACGUUGCUGGGAGCAGAGCAGAGUGUGUGGCUGCCAGACGAGGAGUCGGCUCACGCCGUGGAGCGUCCUCCGGCAGCUGGAGACUUUGAGAUGACUCCGCUGCAGGUUGCCAUGCCAUCAGAGGGAGACAGAGCAACAGAAGGCUCCUAUGAAGUGGUGGGGGUUCCUCCUCUCAGGAAGCCCGGCGGACGUCGCAGGCGUCAGCUGGUCUUUGCCGACCCUCAGGUUCAGAUAUCUGAGAGAGCGAUGAAGGAGCAGAUCACUAACCCGCUGGCGGAGACACUGGAACUGUCCGAGGUAUUGCUGGACUUGCCCUACUUGACCAAGUGUGCCGCUCCUGCUCAGCUCUUCAGCGCCCCCUGUGGAUCCCUCAUCCAUGCUGACCUCCAGUCACUAUGGAAACAGUGUGCCUCACUCAACAUCCUGCCAGGACAUGGGGGACAACAGGGAGGGGAGGAGGAGGAGGAAGAGGAGGAGGCGAGAGGGGAGUCAGAGCAGGACAGAGAAACACUGAGGACAGAGAGGAAGAGGAGGCACUCAAGCAUGCGAGAGAUAUCCAGUGAGUCAGGACUGCCACCCGCAGACGGCUCAUCCUACACGUCCAAAGAGGACAAAUCCAUAAACGAUGUGGUCACUCCGGUCAGCAGAUGGUCCCCACAAGAGGAGGCGCAGCUCCGAAUGGCUCCCAUAGCGGAGGAGAACAUCGAGAUGCCCGAGGCUCAGACUGACACAGAACAAAGGGACAUGCUGAGCUGGAUCUCCUCCAGCCUGCAAAGGUUUGGGGAAGUCACCUUUGACUCUCUGGUGCCCCCGGAGGCCAACCGCACCACCGCAGCACACACGCUCUAUAAACUGCUAGAGCUGCUGUCUGCUCAACAGCUGACUGUCCGACAGACUCAACCGUUCAGGAACAUCUGCAUCAGGAUGGCCGCGUGAACACACACACAACAUACACACUAGAGUCCUGUAGAGGUACAGUUAAUAGUCUUUUUUUUUUUUUUGAUGAAUAUAAUGUAUGAAGUUAAUCCUUUGGCUUUUAGUGACGCAUUGUAUUAUUAUCAUCACAUCAGAUCUCUCAUGAUAUCUUUUAUUUAAAAUUUUUGUUAAAGGUGCCCUGCCACACAAAACCGUUUGUACUUGCAUUCUUUGAAAUA
This is a messenger RNA of Perca flavescens (yellow perch), 2044 nucleotides long. RefSeq names its product REC8 meiotic recombination protein b (gene rec8b). Gene Ontology annotation, molecular function: chromatin binding; protein binding. Gene Ontology annotation, cellular component: meiotic cohesin complex. Gene Ontology annotation, biological process: meiotic sister chromatid cohesion; double-strand break repair. Lineage: Eukaryota; Metazoa; Chordata; Actinopteri; Perciformes; Percidae. The transcript has 18 exons. Bases 144 to 1826 code for a protein of 560 amino acids. The record is from RefSeq and is a predicted model, not a curated record.